Messenger RNA from Sugiyamaella lignohabitans, 966 nucleotides. RefSeq names its product microtubule-binding protein BIM1 (gene BIM1). The transcript has a single exon. Gene Ontology annotation, molecular function: microtubule plus-end binding. Bases 1 to 966 code for a protein of 321 amino acids. The record is from RefSeq and is a predicted model, not a curated record. Gene Ontology annotation, biological process: spindle assembly; protein localization to microtubule plus-end; regulation of microtubule polymerization or depolymerization. Gene Ontology annotation, cellular component: microtubule plus-end; spindle midzone; cytoplasmic microtubule. Lineage: Eukaryota; Fungi; Ascomycota; Dipodascomycetes; Dipodascales; Trichomonascaceae.
AUGGCGGAAUCUCGACAGGAAUUAGUCAACUGGGUCAACGACCUGCUACUGCUGGAUAUCACUAAGGUCGAGCAAUGCGGAACCGGGGCUGUUUAUUGUCAAAUUUUGGAUUCCAUCUUCUUAGAUGUACCCAUGUCCAAAGUACGAUAUGACGUGAACACUGAAUACCAGUACUUGAAUAACUUCAAGGUGCUACAGAACACAUUUUUGAAACACAAAAUCGACCGGUCGGUACCAGUGGAACGUCUUGUGAAAUGCCGGUUCCAAGACAACCUGGAAUUUUUACAAUGGGUUCGCAAGUUUUGGGACGGCAAUUACCCAGGUCAUGAAUAUGAUCCAUUAGCAAGACGAAAAGCAGGUCCCCUUCCUACCUCGGCUGUGAAUAGGGUUGUUCCUGGAACCAAUGCCACCAGUGCUGGAGGUGGAAGUCGUACCUCGUCGGCUGCCGGAGCCAGAACAGCUAGUAAUCCCACCAGUAUACGGGCAGGAUCCAGUACAGUGUCCUCACGCAAUGUUUCCGGGUCAUCUACGGCCUCAGCACGAAGGCCAGCGUCAGUUCAACGAAACACCACCCCGGGUCUGGCAGGCCAAGACGCCGCGGUGAGAUCAAUUCGACCAUUGAAAGAGAAGAUAUCCGAAUUAGAAGCCGAGCACGAGCAACUAGUCAACACAGUCGACAUUCUCGAGACAGAGAGGAACUUUUAUUAUGACAAAUUGUUCAACAUUGAGCUGUUAAUACAACAAGCAGUGGACGACCUCGACAAGACCAAGACCGAGACCAACGGAACCACUACAGAAACCGACGAAGACGGCCAGCCAAUUGACUCGACCACCGAAACCAGCGAAAAGUCGUCUGUCGAAGACACAUACGCGACACUGGUGCGGGAAAUCCAGGCCAUCCUCUACAAAACCACCGAGGGCUUCGAGAUCCCGACCCAGGAGUACGAGACCGAAGAGACGUUCUAG